Messenger RNA from Nerophis lumbriciformis (worm pipefish), 2090 nucleotides. It is a transcript of the gene vsx2, whose product is annotated as visual system homeobox 2. Gene Ontology annotation, cellular component: nucleus. Gene Ontology annotation, biological process: regulation of transcription by RNA polymerase II. NCBI's taxonomy places the organism in Eukaryota, Metazoa, Chordata, Actinopteri, Syngnathiformes, Syngnathidae. Gene Ontology annotation, molecular function: sequence-specific double-stranded DNA binding; DNA-binding transcription factor activity, RNA polymerase II-specific. The record is from RefSeq and is a predicted model, not a curated record.
UAUUUGUACAGUAUGUGAUUGUUUAUGUAUUUGGUUUUUUUUUUCUUUUAAUGAGAGAAAGGGUCUCUCUAAUGCAUCCGAUCCACAUGGAGUCUUGAAUCCUCGCUGCUGAUUGGCUGCUGGCUCCUGCCUCUUGUUGGGAUGGACCUGUUGGAUAAAGAGACAAUUUGCUAAAGAAUCGCACACUUGUGCACAACAUGCACUGGGAACCUGCCUACUAGAUCGCAUCCUCAAACCUUCCCGAAGCCGACUCGCCAUGACGGGCAAACACGGCUCAGUGCAGCUGUCGGAAAGUUUGAACCCAGCAGAGAGAGUACAUCCUUUGGGAUCCAAUGGCGAGAAGAGCAGCAUCGUCAACCACCAGGCCAAAAGCACCACGACCCACCCACCCAGCAGGUGCACGAGCUUCGGCAUCCAGGAGAUCCUGGGGCUCAACAAGGAGCCCUCUGCGGCCCCGAGAACCCCCUUAGGCUCGUUGCCGGCCGGGGCACAUUUCGUCGCCGCUCGGUCUAUGCUGGGCCCCGCCGGCCUUGCUGUAGGGAUGGGAUUAAUCGGCCCCGGUGGAAUUCCAGCGUUUUACCGCCAACCUGCGUUUUUGGAGCGUGUGCUGGACCCGCAAGAUGUUCACCUGCAGCCGCAAAACACUUUUGGCCGGCUCGACGCCAGCCAGUCUGCAAGCUCCGACUCUGAGGAUUUGUCCUCCAAUGAAAGAAAACUGUCCAAGUCUUUAAUAAGUCAAAGCAAGAAACGCAAGAAAAGACGUCAUAGGACAAUAUUCACGUCUUAUCAGCUGGAGGAGCUGGAAAAGGCCUUUAACGAGGCCCAUUAUCCAGAUGUCUAUGCCAGGGAGAUGUUGGCCAUGAAAACAGAAUUACCUGAAGACAGAAUACAGGUGUGGUUUCAGAACCGCAGAGCCAAGUGGAGGAAGAGGGAGAAGUGCUGGGGUCGCAGCACCGUCAUGGCGGAGUAUGGCCUCUAUGGUGCCAUGGUGCGACAUUCAAUCCCUCUGCCUGAGUCCAUCCUCAAGUCCGCCAAGGAUGGCAUCAUGGAGUCCUGCGCUCCCUGGUUGUUAGUUCAAGAUGGCUUACCAGUCAGCAGAUGCUAUUCUAAAUCUGAAUACCCGCAACUCUUUGCAGGGAUGCACAAGAAGUCCAUGGAGGCUCCAGCACCCCCUGAAGCGCCGCCGGCGGCCGCCAAGUGCAACGAGACCCCGCGGCCGAGCUCUCAGAGACCCGAGGACUCUGAGACGGCGGAGCGGAUGUCAAAGGGCAAGUCGUCCAUUUCUAAAGAGGAACUGAGAGAGAACAGCAUUGCUGCCCUCAGGGCCAAAGCACAGGAGCAUAGUGCCAAAGUGCUGGGGACGGUUUGUCACGGUAACACACUGGAAGACGAGGAGGAGCAGGAGGAGAAGACCAGCGCUCCUCUGAGUCCUGCGGAGGAGACACAAAGUAAAGACUGACACAGCAAACUGCUGCCUACACUCAACUCACCUCUCACCUCUGCUUGGUGGGGAAUAUGAGCUGCAAACACACUUUUCCUCCCUAAAAUACUCGCAAAACUUCCAUCCCGAAGAUGAUGGUCGUAUCAGCAGAGCUUGUGUUGCACCACAAUCUGACCUCAGUGGUCCUUUACUGACUGUGGAAACGUUCUUUUUUAAGGAACGUGUUUGUAGUCCUGUGUUCUGCUGUAUCCAUUCAUUGUGAUCACGUGUUUCACUUCAAAGUAUGUAACUCACUAAGCAUCCAAGGGAAAUGACACCUUUCAUUAUUAAAUGUGACUUUCUGGUGUCCAUCAUUCAAGGAAAAUAAUGUUAUUUUCUCAUCCUGCAAAAGAUACUUGUUGAUGUCCUUCUCCUCCCUCCCACCCUCUGGUUGCAUGCCUGGGUUGGUUCUUAUAAUCCGUUCGCAUCUGAGAUGAAAUUAGGGAGGAGGAGGGGUGAAAUAGUGAAAGCCGCCAUCACGAGCAGAGGAUGCCUGCUUUCAAAUGACUUGAACAUGUUUAUCCAUGCUUCCAUCCAUCCAUCCAUACUUGUUGGCAGUCUUUACGCUGCUGCUCCUGCUUCAAACAUCUCACAUCAAAGCACUUGAAGG